Penicillium coprophilum is the source of this 180-nucleotide messenger RNA. RefSeq lists its product as uncharacterized. The coding region runs from base 1 to 180 and encodes 59 amino acids. NCBI's taxonomy places the organism in Eukaryota, Fungi, Ascomycota, Eurotiomycetes, Eurotiales, Aspergillaceae. The record is from RefSeq and is a predicted model, not a curated record. The transcript has a single exon.
AUGGCUUUUCCACUCAAAGUGCCAGGCAAGGCGGCAACUCAGAUUGGCUCGGCUUCUCAUCACGAGACAGAUGGCACUGUCGCCAAAAAGCAAACGGGUCAUCGCCGCUCAACACGGGAUGUGCAGGGCCCUUCUUCGAGUACCGUUCUCAGAAACACAAAUAAGAUUCUUUCGGUGUGA